AAGAAAACAAAUGCGUUCGUCGUCUUUAUCUCCAUCAGAAAUAUCGACCAGUCUAACUUUCUCACAGCCCGAUACAGCCCAUCGCUCUCUUCAGUAUGAGCUCCACGGUAGCUGCAGAGCACCCUGUACCCGGCAAGGAAGAACCCGAAGUUGACGAAAAUGAGAUCGAGGAUGUAGAAGAGGAUCAUAACGGUGCCGCGAACGGAGACGCAAAGAAGAAAAAGAAAAAGAAGAAACCGAAAAAGAAAAAGAUAGAACAAAGCGACCCUCCUCGCAUUGGUCUCUCAAAGUUUUACCCUGACGGUAUCUAUCCCGAGGGUGAGCUCCAGCCAUAUAAGGAUGAUAACACCUGGAGAAUUACGUCCGAGGAGAAACGAUAUGAGGAGAGAAUGAUCAACGAAGAUCCGGAGGCAACGUAUCAAAAUAUUCGAAGGGCGGCACAAGUCCAUCGACUAGUCCGCAAUCAUGCUCGAAAAUAUAUUCGGCCCGGAAUGACUAUGACAGAAAUUGUCGAAAAUAUCGAGGACGGAACCCGGGCACUCGUGGAAGAGAAUGGACUUGAAUCUGGAGUUGGUUUCCCAACAGGCGUCAGCUUGAACAACUGCGCAGCUCAUUACACUCCCAAUGCUGGUGACACUCGAGUGCUUCAGCAAGGUGACGUCCUGAAAGUGGACUUUGGCGUACACGUGAAAGGACGGAUACUUGAUUCCGCCUUCACAAUGACCUUUGAUCAUACUUAUGAUAAGCUUCUCGAAGCUGUCAAGGCUGCCACUGACACUGGCGUCAGAGAAGCAGGCAUUGACGUUCGCCUCGGCGAGCUUGCAGGUGCCAUCCAGGAGACCAUGGAAUCUUAUGAGGUUGAAGUUGGAGGCAAGGUUUAUCCUGUUAAACCCAUCGAGAACUUGAGCGGUCACUCCAUCAACCCUUAUCAGAUCCAUGGAGGAAAAUCAGUCAUGCUAGUCAAGAAUGACGAUCAAACCAAGAUGGAAGAGGGCGAAUACUUUGCAAUCGAGACAUUUGGUUCUACGGGCCGUGGUCGGAUCAUCGAAAGUGGAGAUUGUUCUCAUUACGCGAGGGUGUACGAUGCGCCGCAUGUGCCAUUGAGGUUAACUUCUGCAAAGUCACUGUUGAAAUCGAUCAACAAGAAUUUCGGAACAUUACCGUUUUGUCGUCGCUACUUGGACCGCAUCGGCGAGAGUAAAUAUUUGUUGGCACUGAACCAUCUAGUAUCACAGGGUGUCGUGCAGGACUAUCCUCCGCUUUGUGAUCAACUUGGAUCCAUGACAGCACAAUUUGAGCAUACGAUCUUACUACGGCCAACUGUGAAGGAAGUCGUGAGCCGUGGAGAGGACUACUGAUGUGUGAUACAAGUAAAACAUACCGUUUCCUGUGCGUCACGUAUACGUACGAAUCGGAUCUGUCCAGAACACUUUUUUUCCUGCUGAUCGGAGCCUUUUUUUAAUGCUGAACAGUGAACACGCGCGUUGACAGAUGAUCAUAGUCCGAUU
This is a messenger RNA of Desarmillaria tabescens, 1508 nucleotides long. RefSeq names its product methionine aminopeptidase 2-like protein. Gene Ontology annotation, molecular function: metalloaminopeptidase activity. Gene Ontology annotation, cellular component: cytoplasm. The record is from RefSeq and is a predicted model, not a curated record. Gene Ontology annotation, biological process: proteolysis. NCBI's taxonomy places the organism in Eukaryota, Fungi, Basidiomycota, Agaricomycetes, Agaricales, Physalacriaceae. Bases 96 to 1358 code for a protein of 420 amino acids. The transcript has 11 exons.